AUGUCAUCGUCCACUUUUUCACAGACCAGAUCGCAGGCGCUCAGCUUGGAAAAACAGACGGAAACGCUUUUGGCGCGGUACUCCAAUUUCCAGAACCAGAGUUCGGUAGAGGCUACCGACGAGGAAUCUCAAAUCUUCACCUCAAUCCAGGAGACAUUGGAAAAACGCGAUGCGACGCUUGCAAAGUUGAACCGCAUCAGCGAUAGCAUGGACACAUUGCUGACUUCCAAGUUGCAGCAGUUAACUCGUCACAAGGAGAUUCUUAGCGACCACAAGGCUUCCUUCAACAAGAUCGCUGCCAAUAUCGAAGAAGAACGUAACAGAAACAACUUGUUGUUUUCGGUUCGGUCAGACAUCAAUGCGCACAGACAGCAGCGGGCAGUUACAGACGAAAUCAACGGCAAUGACUACGUAUUGGAAGAGCGCCAGAGAGUCGACAAUGCCAAUACCUUUGCUGAUCGACUCUUGAACCUGGCAUAUCAGACACGUGACGAGCUCUACAACCAGCGUCAGUAUUUGAAUAAUGCUCAGCUGAAGAUGUUCAGCACUUUACAGCAAAUUCCCGGUAUCAAUGUGUUGAUCUCCAAGAUCAACACGCGUAGAAAGAGAGACACGUUUAUCUUGGCUACAGUGAUUGCGGCUUGUAUCUUGUUACUAUUUUUCUUUUAG
Molecule: messenger RNA, 669 nt
Organism: Scheffersomyces stipitis CBS 6054
Lineage: Eukaryota; Fungi; Ascomycota; Pichiomycetes; Serinales; Debaryomycetaceae
Exons: 1
Coding region: 1-669 (222 amino acids)
Biological process (GO): endoplasmic reticulum to Golgi vesicle-mediated transport; vesicle fusion
Cellular component (GO): Golgi medial cisterna; Golgi membrane; SNARE complex
Molecular function (GO): SNAP receptor activity
Source: RefSeq, a predicted model, not a curated record